Messenger RNA from Cooperia oncophora, 501 nucleotides. The record is from the annotation of a GenBank genome assembly. Lineage: Eukaryota; Metazoa; Nematoda; Chromadorea; Rhabditida; Trichostrongylidae.
AUGAAUCCUGUUCGAUGGGGGUUCGAAGGGGACACUGAGCUCACUUCGUUUGGCAAACGGCAGUCUCUUGGAUUGGGUCGAGAGAUGAGACGUUUCGUCGGCGAUUUGGUGAACGAGAACUACCUUCCUAACCAGGCCAAAUACUACUCGAGUUCAGCUAACAGGUGUCAGAUGACAAUGCAGGUAGCAUUAGCCGGUUUCUACACUCCCACAGCUUGGGCAGAUUGGAAUAAGUCGCAGUUUGACUUCUGGAGUCCCGUACCGUAUACGAUCGAUGAUCCGAUGUUGAGAAUGUAUUCCGUGAAGGAUUGCCCUGUGUAUGUUUCUCUGACUUGGGCCAAAGAUGACAUGAGAGAAAACCAUCAGAUCCGCUGCGCAGAAUAUGCUCCUUGCAGAAACAUUAUGGGAGGCGUGUGGCUGAAAAAUCUGCUGGACUCUAUCAGGAGCGCGAUCAAAGGUGAAGGCCCAAGCGUCAUCGGAUAUGCUUCGGUAAGUUCAUAG